Molecule: messenger RNA, 531 nt
Organism: Vitrella brassicaformis
Lineage: Eukaryota; Vitrellaceae
Source: the annotation of a GenBank genome assembly
CUUGCUUUGACGAAGAAGUUGCGAAGGGGACAGGCAGCAGCAGUGAGUCGCCUCUCUUCCCUUGUCGACAUCUCGAUGGCUGACGACGGCCUCUCGGCGUCCGAACUUCGUCGCAGAUACGGUGCGCAGCGGCACUCACAGGGCAGGCGAUACGCACACGCACACGCCCGUGGAUGCAGGUCACUCUCUUGCAUGCUGAUCUCCCUUCUGUGCUGUGCUUGUGUGUUGCCUGUUUAUUGUCAGGUCCCGGCGGUUCGGCGCCGGACAGCGAGUUGAGUGCGGCGCAGCUGCGUGCCAGGCACAACGUGCAGAAUCGUGAGUUCCGUGCUGACGAUGGCGGCGGGGUGCUCAUGUACGUGGUGGCCGGCAUCGCACUCAUAGUCUUCCUCGCUAUCAUGUACGUCCUCAUGGCCAAGCAGGGAGCUGAAUAGUGGGGCCUCCUCAUGACAUGCAUGAACCACACACAACUUGGGGAAGGGAGGGACAGGACAGAGCAGAUAGCGGCGGGCGGGGCGGGCCGGUGCAUUAGCG